Opisthocomus hoazin is the source of this 972-nucleotide messenger RNA. It is a transcript of the gene APOBEC4, whose product is annotated as apolipoprotein B mRNA editing enzyme catalytic polypeptide like 4. Lineage: Eukaryota; Metazoa; Chordata; Aves; Opisthocomiformes; Opisthocomidae. The record is from RefSeq and is a predicted model, not a curated record.
AUGAAUCCAAGAGAGAAACCAAUUUUCCAAGAAUACCUGACAAACCAGGGCACUGUGGUAAAGCCCUAUUGCUGUCUGAGACAGAACCACACCUGUGCCAGUUGUCCCUACCACAUACGCACGGGUGAAGAAGCCAGAGUCCCUUACGCAGAAUUUCAAAGGGUCUUUGGCUUCCCAUACAGAUCAACGACAACUCUCCAAAGCAAACACCUUCUCUUCUACGAACUGAGGAGUUUCUCGGGCACAGUAGUCCAAAAGGGCCACGCCACAGACUGUACCGAGCAAGACAACCACCCAGAAUCUAUGCUGUUUGAGGUGGGCGGUUAUCUGGAUGCAGUUACAGAUGUCUAUAAAAACAUCAGAUGCAUCAUCCUCUACGCAAAUUACUCUCCUUGUAACGAGGCUUACCACUGCUGCAUAAGUAAAAUCUACAAUUUCUUGCUGAAGUAUCCAGAAAUCACGCUCUGCAUCUAUUUCUCUCGGCUUUAUCACACUGAGGACGGCUUCCCCACCGCCACGUGGAACCAGGAGGCUUUACGGAGCCUCUCCAGCCUGUGGCCGCGGGUGACCCUGCAGAGACUGCCUGCGGGAACACAGCAUUACCUCCUCCUCAAUUUUGUGUAUGGCAUCCCAGGGCCAACCCUUUAUCACCCAGCUCCACCCUCAAGAACCUUAGCAGGUGGACAAAAUCCAGGUCAAAUUAACUGCUUAGCAGGAACGAAACCUUGUCGCAGGAAAGCCUUCCCACAAGCAAUGCAGAGAAAGCCUGCUGUGCAGCAGAACCUAAAGGCUUUUUCUUCCCCGAGCCCGGCCUCCCAGCAGCCUUUUCAAGCGGUGAAAGGCAGCCUGCUACCUCCGAUCUCUCAAAGCCGCUUGGUCCUUUUCCCAGGCAUGUUUCUGCCCUUUCAGAAGGAACAUCUAUACCCCAGACCUAAAAAUAUCGUCAAGCAUUUAAAAAUGCCGAUGGAAUAA